AUGCGUUUGCGCGACUUCUCUUCUCGUUUCCCAUUCAGCCCCUGUCAUCCCAUCCUAUUGGUUGGAUUUUUGUUUGACAUGAAUUGUUGGCAGUGCGGAUUGGUCCGUUUUUCGUCAGUAAUGCACGAUUUAAUUGGUUAUCACAGACUGGGGUUGAUGUAUGUUUUCAUCCAACACACUAGUACAAUGUAACAGAGUGGCGUAAGAGAGGUCAAAAGUGCGACAUUUAAUCUGACAUAAAUUAAUGUCUCAUUGUGAUGGUCAACAUACAGGUAACUGCCAUAAUAAAGGAAACACCAACAUAAAGUGUCUUAAUGGUCCAAUGCAGCUGUUUAUUUAAGUGAUAAUGCCCGAGUAGCCGGUGUUUGGACGAUAUAUUUGUCGAGGGCCGGAAAACCGUGCCAAUAUAUCCCCGGAACACCGGCUUGGAGGGCAUUAUCACUUUUAUACAACGGCUUACCAACAUAUUCAACUAAUGAUUUACAUAUUUUCCUUGAAAACGUUAUUUUGAUGAAUUUAUUCAUACUAUUUCAUCCUUCCACAAAUCUAGGGUUGCUACCCAAGCCGGCUGGUCUUUCGUUCUAUCGGUUCGGUUGCCAGAGAUGCAACCCAGUCGUUCCGUCUUUUUGUUCGGUAUAUGGAUGCGACCCAGUCAUUCGGUCUAAAUGUUCUAUUGCUAUAACAAUGAGCUAAUGAUGGGCGAUUUCACCUGGCCAGGGUUGACAGGUGUAGCUCAAAUAUCUAGCCCAAUGACCACUCAAAACCUGCAGAAAAGGCCUGAAAACUAGCUCUUUUUUUUCACAGCAAGAGAGGAGUUGCCAUAUCUAUACAAUAAACGUAUUUUCUGUAACCUUAUCGAGCCAAUCUAGAAGGAAUAUCAUAGUAACUUGUAACAAUGUUAGAAGCAAAAUUCGGUUUUCUUCAAAAGACUAAUUAUUGCAAGCUAUGACAUGACCUAAUAAAGGAAUUGGAAUAUAUCCUAAGAGAAAAUAUAAUUUGCCCUUAUUAAACUCGCCAGAUCAUUUUCUAUCAAUGGAUGUUGAUUUAACUCAUUUGACUGCUAUGAUUAAGCAAUAAGGCACAAGGGAGUAUGGUAUAUGGCCAAUAUACCACGGCUAAGGGAUGUUCUUAAACAUGACCCAACAUGGAGUGCCUGGAUACAGCCGUUAGCCGUGGUAUAUUGGUCAUAUACCACAAACCCCCGGGGUGCCUUAUUGCUAUUAUAAACUGGUUACCAACGUAAUUAGAACAGUAAAAAAAAAAAAAAAGAUCAUACCCAUGGUAUAUGGUCGGUUAUAAACUGGGUGGCUCGAGCCCUGAAUGCUGAUUGGCUAUAGCCGCUGAUAGGCCUAUAUCUCUUUUUAGAUAGUCUACAGUAGCCUAGACAAGAUGUAGGCAAGAUGUAAACUGAACGAUUUAGCAGCUUGCUUAGUUCAAAUUAACAUACACAUUUAUUCAACAUGAAUAGCGAGGCGAUUUCGAGGGAAGAAGUGCUUGUGUUUCCCAAUAGCCUGCUGGAAUAGGCUACUGAGGAUGGGGUCAUAUUUUCAAUCACUGAAUUAAAUAUUUAUAUUUAUAUGUACUGAAUACAGCCAGUGUUUAUUUUUUUAGAUGAUUUUUUUAGAUGUUUUUUUAGAUGUUUAGAUGUAUCAUCACAACUUCCAUUUCAAAUUUCCACUCGGGCAGCCCCCGAGACCCAAGAACUGAGCAUGCAUAAAACAUUUAGCUUGAUACUGUUUUCGUUAAGUAAAGUCAAUAUUAGAAUGCAGUUUAAACCACCUCCGAGCUAAUUUAUGUAAUGUGCUCUAGUGCGCCCAAAGUUGUUUUCCAGUGCUUUGUCUCCAUUAUUUCUUGAAGGGUGGGAAAUAGGUUGGUGUCUCCAUAAUGACGAUCUAAAUAGCCUACCUACAACUGGUAAAAAUUUGUCACUAGCUGCCAAUAACUGGAGUGCUCUCUCAACACAAACACACAAACAUACACACACACACACACACACACCCCUCUGGCCCUCCCCACCACUCACUCACUCAGCAACAGCCAGCCUCACUGCCUGACAGUCAGCAGCAUGUCACAGUGAAGUAUAUAUAUUUUAAGAGAAAUCCCAUGGCGGCCGCGGUGCAACUUAAAAAUAGCCCAAAAACCCGCAACUCACGAACAAUACAUUUUCACCAGCGACAUCGUUUUAAAAGUAGCCACAUUUUGCUAGAAAAUCGCGAACAUGGCAACACUACACCUGGCAUACAAAAUGUGCUCUCUUGUCAGGACACUGUUGUUCAGAGGAGCUAGCCUACAACACAGCAAACAGGAUCAGUUCAAACUGAUGCUGGGAAGACUGCAGACCAGUGGCGAUUUUAGAAUGUAAAUCUUGGUGGGGCAAACUCCCCCCAAAUUUGUUUUAUGCAUGCCAGCAAUGCCACUACACAACACAACACAACACUACACUACAGUAAACAAUAGAUUCAUUGCACUAUAGCAGUGACAAAUGGUGCCCACAAACUGUUAGGGCCCACAUUAAGCUGUCCCAACAGCAGCGCAUUCUUUCAGCACCAUGGAGUGAAUCAUUACCCAGUGGUGGAAAAAGUACUCAAUUGUCAUACUUGAGUAAAAGUAAAGAUACCUUAAUAGAAAAUAACAAGUAAAAGUGAAAGUCACCCAGUAAAAUAGUGUUUGAGUAAAAGUCUAAAAGUAUUUGGUUACAAAUAUACUUACAGUGCCUUAUAAAAGUAUUCAUCCCCCUUGGCGUUUUUCUUAUUUUGUUGCAUUACAACCUGUAAUUUAAAUGGAUUUUUAUUUGGAUUUCAUGUAAUGGACAUACACAAAAUAGUCAAAAUUGGUGCAGUGAAAUGAAAAAAUAUAAUAAAUAACGGAAAUGUGGUGUGUGCAUAUGUAUUCACCCCUUUGCUAUGAAGCCCCUAAAUAAGAUCUGGUGCAACCAAUUACCUUCAGAUGUCACAUAAUUAGUUAAAUAAAGUCCACCUGUGUGCAAUCUAAAUGUCACAUGAUCUGUCACAUGAUCUCAGUAUAUGUACACCUGUUCUGAAAGGCCCCAGAUUCUGCGACACCACUAAGCAAGAGGCACUACCAAGCAAGUGGCACCAUGACCAAGGAGCUCUCCAAACAGGUCAGGGACAAAGUUGUGGAGAAGUACAGAUCAGGGUUGGGUUAUAAAAACAUAUCCGAAACUUUGAACAUCCCACGGAGCACCAUUAAAUCCUUAUUAAAAAAUGGAAAGAAUAUGGCACCACAACAAACCUGCCAAGAGAGGGCCGCCCACCAAAACUCACAGACCAGGCAAGGAGGGCAUUAAUCAGAGAGGCAACAAAGAGACCAAAGAUAACCCUGAAGGAGAUGCAAAGCUCCACAGCGUAGAUUGGAGUAUCUGUCCAUAGGACCACUUUAAGCCGUACACUCAACAGAGCUUGGCUUUACAGAAGAGUGGCCAGAAAAAAGCCAUUGCUUAAAGAAAAAAAUUUGCAAACAUGUUUGGUGUUCACCAAAAGGCAUGUGGGAGACGGUACUCUGGUCAGAUGAGACUAAAAUUUAGCUUUUUGGCCAUCAAGGAAAAGGCUAUGUCUGGCGCAAACCCAACACCUCUCAUCACCCCGAGAACACCAUCCCCACAGUGAAGCAUGGUGGUGGCAGCAUCAUGCUGUGGGGAUGUUUUUCAUCGGCAGGGACUGGGAAACUGGUCAGAAUUGAAGGAAUGAUGGAUGGCGCUAAAUACAGGGAAAUUCUUGAGGAAAACCUGUUUCAGUCUUCCAGAGAUUUGAGACUGGGAUGGAGGUUCACCUUCUAGCAGGACAAUGACCCUAAGCAUACUGCUAAAGCAACACUUGAGUGGUUUAAGGGGAAACAUUUAAAUGUCUUGGAAUGGCCUAGUCAAAGCCCAGACCUCAAUCCAAUUGAGAAUCUGUGGUAUGACUUAAAGAUUGCUGUACACCAGCAGAACCCAUCUAACUUGAAGGAGCUGGAGCUGUUUUGCCUUGAAGAAUGGGCAAAAAUCCCAGUGGCUAGAUGUGUCAAGCUUAUAGAGACAUACCCCAAUAGACUUGCAGCUGUAAUUGCUGCAAAAGGUGGCUCUACAAAGUAUUGACUUUGGUUAUGUUAUGCACGCUCAAGUUUUCAGUUUUUUUGUCUUAUUUCUUGUUUGUCUCACAAAAAAAAAUAUUUUGCAUCUUCAAAAUGGUAGGCAUGUUGUGUAAAUCAAAUGAUACAUCCCCCCAAAAAAUCCAUUUUAAUUCCAGGUUGUAAGGCAACAAAAUAGGAAAAAUGCCAAGGGUGGUGAAUACUUUCGCAAUCCACUGUAAGUAUCAAAGGUAAAUGGAAUUGCUCAAAUAUACGUUAGUAUCAAAAGUAAAAGUAUAAAUCAUCUCAAAUUCCUUAUAUUAAGUGAACCAGAUGGCACAAUAUUCUUGAGUUUUCUUUAUUUACCUCCAACAUUCAGACAUAAUUUACAAAUAAAGCAUUUGUGUUUAGUGAGUCCGCCAGAUCAGAGGCAGUAGGGAUGACCAGGGAUGUUCUCUUGAUAAGUGCGUCAAUUGGACCAUUUUCAUGUCAAAAUGUAACGUGUACUUUUGGGUGUCAGGGAAAAUGGAUGGAGUAAAAAGUACAUUAUUUUCUUUAGGAAUGUAGUGAAGUAAAAGCAAAACUUGGCAAAAAUAUAAAUAGUAAAGUAAAGUACAGAUACCCUAAAAAAACUACUUAAGUAGUACUUUAAAGUAUUUUUACUUCGGUACUUUACACCACUGUCCUUACCACUGCUACACUUGGCUAUCAGCAGAGCCUUGUCUGGCAGCAAAACAGUUAAUUCAACCUUAUUUACUGCCUUUAAAAAACAUAGCUUAGGUUUCUGCUGACAAUUGAGAUAUACAAACUAUGGUAUAAGGGGACGACGAGCGGAUAAGGGGCAAUCCGUAAUUUCGAUUAAGACAUUAAUGAGCGAGCUAGGAUGGACGUAGUCAAUAUAACUAUUUGUUCAGUACUUUUGAAAUGUACAGCGACAGAAUUCAGAACAUGGGCCGUUCUUACAGUAUUCUCCCUGUACACCAAGUCAGAAACUUAGGACAAAUAAAGGGGGCAUAUAAGCAGACAAUGAAAGCUCUUACAAUAUUCAAUGAUUACAUUUCUCUAAAACAGGCUAUAGGCUACAUGUGCACCACCAAGUCAGAACAGUAGGCUAAGUUAUGGGUGAAAGGGACCAAAUUAUUAGGGUGAGGCACAUGGGCUACUAAUGGUUACUACACAAAAUACACUUAGUAUCACUUUCUUAGCUACAGUAUACAUAUCUCCCUGGCAUAUUACAUCAUUUAUGCAGCAGCAUACAAUACAUUUUCCGAGUUGGAUGACCGUUCAAAAUGUAUUUUCCCAGUCGUAGCUUAUUUUUUUCUGAUAUCCCAGUUGUCUUGAACUCACUGAGGUCUGAGAUUUUCCAGUUGUUUUGAACGUGGCAGAAGUCAUGCUGGAUUGACAGCAUGGCCAAUGUAUUCAACCUUUUCUGGCCCAUGGUGUUGAAUGUUUAUCCUUUUAAGCUUGAAAAAGAGACCCGUAAACCUAGACUUGGACCACACACUCACUCCACUGAAUAGCAGGCUAGUGAUUGCUUUGCAACACUUGCAGUUAGCCACUGAUUCCUUCCAAACCAUUAAUUGUUGAAUUUGCGAUUUCCAACUUGUUGUGCAAUGUUUAUGUCCAAUGGCCGAUGAGCACCGAUACGUUUUAUCUAUAAUUUCUCUUCAUAUGACAAGAAUUGAAAAGGAUUUGCCAGUAGAUUGUCGACUUGAUUCAUGAUGAUGACUGCUUGACUAGCUUUCUAGCUAAGAUUUUGAAAGUAUGAUAUUGACAUGAUCAUUCCAGUCAAAGCUACAGUAGAUAAGACAUGAUUUAACAUAAUUGUAUCUGUGGCCAAUGACCUUGAGCCUUCUUGGAUGGGCACUUCUAAUGUAACUAUGGCAGCACCCAAGGGGCUUGAAUUUUCGAGCUCUCCCCGUAGAUUUUGCGAUGACAUAAUGUCCCUGUGAGUGACAGAACACUGAGCCAAUCACGGCGAACAUUACCAACCUACGCUCUGUAUUUUCAGCUGGCUGCCCCACCACCACAGAAAGCACUGAGCUAGGCUGAAACACCUGCAUUUUGGAGCUGCCUUACUCAAGAAAGCAAAAAUGAGACCAUGUUUGUAUGCAGCUUUAUUAACUCAAUGAUUAUUAUUUUUUACAUUAUAUGCAAACUGAUAUGUGACAGGUAUUAAUGCCAAAAUACCAUGCAAAACAGGCAACCCCACGCCCCCCCCCCUAAAAAAAGCUGGGGCUCUGAUAGAUAGAUGGAUGAUAUUCAUAUGCUCCGAGCUCCAACAGUGCAGGUAAAAAAAUAAGUGAAUGAGACAAUAAUAAACAAAAAAUAUAUAUAUACACAUUUACAACCGUAGGCUGUCUCGUCGUUGUUGGUAAUCAGGCCUACUACUGUCGUGUCGUCAGCAAACUUUUGCAAAAUGAAUGUGAAAUGUCAGAAUAAUAGUAGAGAGAAUGAUUUAUUUCAGCUUACAAGUUUACAUACACUCAAUUAGUAUUUGGUAGCAUUGCCUUUAAAUUGUUUAACUUGGGUCAAACGUUUCGGGUAACCUUACACAAGCUUCCCACAAUAAGUUGGGUGAAUUUUGGCCCAUUCUUCCUGACAGAGCUGGUGUAACUGAGUCAGGUUUAUAGGCCUCCUUGCUCGCACACGCUUUUUCAGUUCUGCCCACAAAUGUUCUAUAGGAUUGAGGUCAGGGAUUUGUGAUGGCCACUCCAAUACCUUGACUUUGUUGUCCUUAAGCCAUUUUGCCACAACUUUGGAAGACCCAUUUGCGACCAAGCUUUAACUUCCUGACUGAUGUCUUGAGAUGUUGCUUCAAUAUAUCCACAUAAUUUUCCUUCCUCACGAUGCCAUCUAUUUUGUGAAGUGCACCAGUCCCUCCUGCAGCAAAGCACCCCCACAGCAUGAUGUGCCACCCCCGUGCUUCACGGUUGGGAUGGUGUUCUUCGGCUUGCAAGGCGCCCCCUUUUUUUCCAAACAUAACGAUGGUCAUUAUAGCCAAACAGUUCUAUUUUUGUUUCAUCAGACCAGAGGACAUUUCUCCAAAAACGAUAUUUGUCCCCAUGUGCAGUUGCAAACCGUAGUCUGGCUUUUUUUAUGGCGGCUUUGGAGCAGUGGCUUCUUCCUUGUUGAGCGGCUUUUCAAGUUAUGUCGAUGGAUAUAGUUUUACUGUGGAUAUAGAUAGUUUUGUACCUGUUUCUUCCAGCAUCUUCACAAGGUCCUUUGCUGUUGUUCUGGGAUUGAUUUGCACUUUUCGCACCAAAGUACGUUCAUCUCUAGGAGACAGAACGCGUCUCCUUCCUGAGCGGUAUGACGGCUGUGUGGUCCCAUGGUGUUUAUACUUGUGUACUAUUGUUUGUACAGAUGAACGUGGUACCUUCAGGCGUUUGGAAAUUGCUCCCAAGGAUGAACCAGACUUGUGGAGGUCUACAUUUUUUUUUCUGAGGUCUAGGCUGAUUUCUUUUGAUUUUCCCAUGAUGUCAAGCAAAGAGGCACUGAGUUUGAAUGUAGGUCUUGAUAUACAUCCACAGGUACACCUCCAAUUGACUCAAAUGAUGUCAGUUAGCCUUUCGGAAGCUUCUAAAUAUUUUUCUGGAAUUUUCCAAGCUGUUUAAAGGCACAGUCAACUUAGUGUAUGUAAACUUCUGACCCACUGGAAUUGUGAUAUAGUGAAUUAUAAGUGAAAUAAUCUGUAUAUGAGUGACAGCUAGCAAGAGGCACAUCAUGUACACACAGCAGAGCAAGAGAGAGCGCAAUGCCUUGGUGCACAAAACUGCACAUGUGACAUAGUACAACAUUUUCCUGGACCACUUUUGGCUCGUGAGUGCUACUUGCAGAACUACUGGCAAAAAAAAUUAUUUUAAAAAUGUAAUGGUCAGAAAUAAACAAAAAUAGCUACUUAGCAAAGAGCAAUUUCUCAAGCAAUAAUUUUGCUAGGACUGUCUGGGAGUGGUCUGAGUGGGGAGGGGAAAACUAGCUGUUAUUGCCAGAGAGGUUUGGGUUCUCUUUCUUAUUGGUCUAUUAACUAAUUUACCACCUGGUGAUGUCAGCAGGCAGGCCAAAACUCCAUCCCACCAAAACAGGCUGAAAUUUCAGGUGGUCUCUUCAAACAGCUCUUACACUAAAAGGGCAUUAUCAAAAUGUUCACAAUUUCACAGUAUUAUUCCAACCCCAUAGUGUGGAAAUAUAUAUAAAACAAGAAAAAUAACGUUUUUUACUUCACUGGUCCUUUAAUAAGGCAUUUCCUUUAUUCUGGCAGUUACCUGUAUAUUGUGUGUAUAUGGACUGCCAAAAUUAUGGAAACACCAAGAUAAAGUGUCUUAAUUGGUUGUUGGGCCACCACGAGCCAGAACAGCUUCAAUGCACCUUGGUGUAUAUUCUACUAGUGUCUGGAACUCUAUUCCAUCAUUUGGUGUUUUGUUGAUGGUGGUGGAAAACGCUGUCUCAGGCGCCUCUCCAGAAUCUCCCAUAAGUGUUCAAUUGGGUUGAGAUCUGGUGACUGAGAUGGCCAUGGCAUAUGGUUUACAUUGUUUUAAUGCUCAUCAAACCAUAUAGUGACCACUCGUGCCCUGAGGAUGGGGGCAUUGUCAUCCUAUGGGGGCAUAGCCAUGGUAUCCAAAAUAAUGGCCUGCCCAGCAUUUUUAUACAUGACCCUAAGCGUGAUAGGAUGCUAAUCGUUUAAUUAACUCAAGAACCACACCGUUGUGGAAGCAAUUUGUAUCCCUCAUUUACUCAAGUGUUUUCAUUAGUUUGGCAAUUACCUGCAUAAUAGCAUUUGUUCAACUACAAAUGUGUUUUAAGUGUGUGUUUAGCCUUAUUUCUGUGGGAGAGAGCUGCUCAUGCAGCCUGUGAUGUUUUGACUUGUGUGUUUGGGCGUGUGUGUGUGCAUCUUAGUCUGUGUGUGUAUCUUUGCAGCAUGAGUGUGUGUCUGAGUUGGUCUCUCUCUUUCAGCCGUGCACAAGGAAGUGGUUUACCUACUGUAUCUACACCGGAAACUCACACGACACUAACUCCCAUCACUCUUUUUCUUCUCUCCACUCCUCUAUAGGUGUUCAGUCUAUCUCUACAGCCUACCUCUCUGUCUCUCCCUCUGUCUCUCAAUGUUAGCCAGGUGUCUGUGUUCACUAUGCUCCCCAGGGUAAUCUUGAAGGGGAGUCUCAUCAAGAAAUCUCAACAGAAGCGAAGGACGUCGCCCUGUAAUUACAAGGAAAGGUUCUUUGUCUUGGACAUCCCAGGACCUGACGUAUUCUGAACACCGCCCUGGGGUAUGUAACAUUUUUAUUGUUAAAUUGUGUGGUUUGUUUGUUUAUUUAUCAAUUGCUGGCAAGAAUGACAUGUUGUUGAAAUACGUUUACAUUUGACACCUCAGCAGUGUCAUUUUAAAAAUCAUAUGUUGAGUUAUGAAGACAUCUUGCUUUUACAUGACAGUUACUGUAUGGGUGUUGUAUUGUUUUGAUGUGCAAAUAUACAUGUAAAAGGGGGGGGGGUAUACAGAAGAUAGCCCUAUAUUGGAUGAUCUCUGCAUAUAUAUUUCCCACCGUAAAGCAUGGAGGAGGUGGUGUUAUGGUGUGGGGGUGCUUUUCUGGUGACACUGUCUGUGAUUUAUUUAAGGCACACUUAACCAGCAUGGCUACCACAGCAUUCUGCAGCGAUACGCCAUCCCAUCUGGUUUGGGCUUAGUGGGACAAUCAUUUGUUUUUCAACAGGACAAUGACCCAACACACCUCCAGUCUGUGUAAGGGCUAUUUUACCAAGAAGGAGAAUGAUGGAGUGCUGCAUCAGAUGACCUGGCCUCCACAAUCCCCCGACCUCAACCCAAAUUGAGAUGGUUUGGGAUGAGUCGGACCGCAGAGUGAAGGAAAAGCAGCCAACAAGUACUCAGCAUAUGUGGGAACUCUUUCCUGUUUGGUUACUACAUGAUUCCAUAUGUGUUAUUUCAUAGUUUUGAUGUCUUCACUAUUAUUCUACAAUGUAAAAAAUAGUGUUUCCAAACUUUUGACUGGUAGUGUAUAUAUAUAUAUAUAUAUAUAUAUAUAUAUAUAUAUAUAUAUAUAUAUAUAUAUACAGUGGGGAGAACAAGUAUUUGAUACACUGCCGAUUUUGCAGGUUUUCCUACUUACAAAGCAUGUAGAGGUCUGUAAUUUUUAUCAUAGGUACACCAACUGUGAGAGACGGAAUCUAAAACAAAAAUCCAGAAAAUCACAUUGUAUGAUUUUUAAGUAAAUAAUUUGCAUGACAUAAGUAUUUGAUCACCUACCAACCAGUAAUAAUUCCAGCUCUCACAGACCUGUUAGUUUUUCUUUAAGAAGCCUUCCUGUUCUCCACUCAUUACCUGUAUUAACUGCACCUGUUUGAACUCGUUACCUGUAUAAAAGACACCUGUCCACACACUCAAUCAAACAGACUCCAACCUCUCCACAAUGACCAAGACCAGAGAGCUGUGUAAGGACAUCAGGGAUAAAAUUGUAGACCUGCACAAGGCUGGGAUGGGCUACAGGACAAUAGGCAAGUAGCUUGGUGAGAAGGCAACAACUGUUGGCGCAAUUAUUAGAAAAUGGAAGAAGUUCAAGAUGACGGUCAAUCACCCUCGGUCUGGGGCUCCAUGCAAGUUCUCACCUCGUGGGGCAUCAAUGAUCAUGAGGAAGGUGAGGGAUCAGCCCAGAACUACACGGCAGGACCUGGUCAAUGACCUGAAGAGAGCUGGGACCACAGUCUCUAAGAAAACCAUUAGUAACACACUACGCCAUCAUGGAUUAAAAUCCUGCAGCGCACGCAAGGUCCCCCUGCUCAAGCCAGCGCAUGUCCAGGCUCGUCUGAAGUUUGCCAAUGACCAUCUGGAUGAUCCAGAGGAGGAAUGGGAGAAGGUAAUGUGGUCUGAUGAGACAAAAAUAUAGCUUUUUGGUCAAAACUCCACUCGCCGUGUUUGGAGGAAGAAGAAGGAUGAGUACAACCCCAAGAACACCAUCCCAACCGUGAAGCAUGGAGGUGGAAACAUCAUUCUUUGGGGAUGCUUUUCUGCAAAGGGGACAGGACGACUGCACCGUAUUGAGGGGAGGAUGGAUGGGGCCAUGUAUCGCGAGAUCUUGGCCAACAACCUCCUUCCCUCAGUAAGAGCAUUGAAGAUGGGUCGUGGCUGGGUCUUCCAGCAUGACAACGACCCGAAACACACAGCCAGGGCAACUAAAGAGUGGCUCCGUAAGAAGCAUCUCAAGGUCCUGGAGUGGCCUAGCCAGUCUCCAGACCUGAACCCAAUAGAACAUCUUUGGAGGGAGCUGAAAGUCUGUAUUGCCCAGCGACAGCCCCGAAACCUGAAGGAUCUGGAGAAGGUCUGUGGAGGAGUGGGCCAAAAUCCCUGCUGCAGUGUGUGCAAACCUGGUCAAGACCUACAGGAAACGUAUGAUCUCUGUAAUUGCAAACAAAUGUUUCUGUACCAAAUAUUACGUUCUGCUUUUCUGAUGUAUCAAAUACUUAUGUCAUGCAAUAAAAUGCAAAUUAAUUACUUAAAAAUCAUACAAUGUGAUUUUCUGGAUUUUUGUUUUAGAUUCCGUCUCUCACAGUUGAAGUGUACCUAUGAUAAAAAUUACAGACCACUACAUGCUUUGUAAGUAGGAAAACCUGCAAAAUCGGCAGUGUAUCAAAUACUUGUUCUCCCCACUGUAUAUACACUACUAUAUAUAUAUAUAUAUAUAUAUAUAUAUAUAUAUAUAUAUAUAUAUAUAUAUAUAUAUAUAUUGUAUACCUAAAGGUGUCCUAAAAUUCUAAAUCAAAUAGCUAAAUGAUCCAUGAUAUCACCUUCUUAAAACAAUUUUUCCAAAAAAUCACAUUGUAGGAUUUUUUAUGAAUUUAUUUGCAAAUUAUGGUGGAAAAUAAGUAUUUGGUCACCUACAAACAAGCAAGAUUUCUGGCUCUCACAGACCUGUAACUUCUUUUUUAAGAGGCUCCUCUGUCCUCCACUCGUUACCUGUAUUAAUGGCACCUGUUUGAACUUGUUAUCAGUAUAAAAGACACCUGUCCACAACCUCAAACAGUCACACUCCAAACUCCACUAUGGCCAAGACCAAAGAGCUGUCAAAGGACACCAGAAACAAAAUUGUAGACCUGCACCAGGCUGGGAAGACUGAAUCUGCAAUAGGUAAGCAGCUUGGUUUGAAGAAAUCCACUGUGGGAGCAAUUAUUAGGAAAUGGAAGACAUACAAGACCACUGAUAAUCUCCCUCGAUCUGGGGCUCCACACAAGAUCUCACCCCGUGGGGUCAAAAUGAUCACAAGAACGGUGAGCAAAAAUCCCAGAACCACACGGGGGGACCUAGUGAAUGACCUGCAGAGAGCUGGGACCAAAGUAACAAAGUCUACCAUCAGUAACACAUUUUACAUUUACAUUUUAGUCAUUUAGCAGACGCUCUUAUCCAGAGCGACUUACAGGAGCAAUUAGGGUUAAGUGCCUUGCUCAAGGGCACAUUUACGUCAUUUAGCAGACGCUCUUAUCCAGAGCGACUACAAAUUGGUGCAUUCACCCUAUAGCCAGUGGGAUAACCACUUAACAAUUAUACUAUUUUUUUUUUGUUUUUUAUUUAUUUAUUUAUUUAUUUAUUUAUUUUUUUUUGGGGGGGGGGGGGGGGGGGGGGGGGGUAGAAGGAUUACUUUAUCCUAUCCCAGGGGUUCCUUAAAGAGGUGGGGUUUCAAAUGUCUCCGGAAGGUGGUGAGUGACUCCGCUGUCCUGGCGUCGUGAGGGAGCUUGUUCCACCAUAGGGGUGCCAGAGCAGCGAACAGCUUUGACUGGGCUGAGCGGGAACUAUGCUUCCGCAGAGGAAGGGGAGCCAGCAGGCCAGAGGUGGAUGAACGCAAUGCCCUCGCCUGGGUGUAGGGACUGAUCAGAGCCUGAAGGUACGGAGGUGCCGUUCCCCUCACUGCUCCAUAGGCAAGCACCAUGGUCUUGUAACGGAUGCGAGCUUCAACUGGAAGCCAGUGGAGUGUGCGGUGGAGGGGGGUGACGUGAGAGAACUUGGGAAGGUUGAACACCAGACGGGCUGCGGCAUUCUGGAUGAGUUGUAGGGGUUUAAUGGCACAGGCAGGGAGCCCAGCCAACAGCGAGUUGCAGUAAUCCAGACGGGAGAUGACAAGUGCCUGGAUUAGGACCUGUGCCGCUUCCUGUGUAAGGCAGGGUCGUACUCUCCGAAUGUUGUAGAGCAUGAACCUGCAGGAUCGGGUCACCGCCUUGAUGUUAGCGGAGAACGACAGGGUGUUGUCCAGGGUCACGCCAAGGCUCUUCGCACUCUGGGAGGAGGACACAACGGAGUUGUCAACCGUAACACACUACGCCGCCAGGGACUCAAAUCCUGCAGUGCCAGACGUGUCCCCCUGCUUAAGCCAGUACAUGUCCAGGCCCGUCUGAAGUUUGCUAGAGUGCAUUUGGAUGAUCCAGAAGAGGAUUGGGAGAAUGUCAUAUGGUCAGAUGAAACCAAAAUAGAACUUUUUGGUAAAAAACUCAGCUCGUCGUGUUUGGAGGACAAAGAAUGCUGAGUUGCAUCCAAAGAACACCAUACCUACUGUGAAGCAUGGGGGUGGAAACAUCAUGCUUUGGGGCUGUUUUUCUGCAAAGGGACCAGGACGACUGAUCUGUGUAAAGGAAAGAAUGAAUGGGGCCAUGUAUCGUGAGAUUUUGAGUGAAAACCUCCUUCCAUUAGCAAGGGCAUUGAAGAUGAAACGUGGCUGGGUCUUUCAGCAUGACAAUGAUCCCAAACACACCGCCCAGGCAACGAAGGAGUGGCUUCGUAAGAAGCAUUUCAAGGUCCUGGAGUGGCCUAGCCAGUCUCCAGAUCUCAACCCCAUAGAAAAUCUUUGGAGGGAGUUGAAAGUCCGUGUUGCCCAGCGACAGCCCCAAAACAUCACUGCUCUAGAGGAGAUCUGCAUGGAGGAAUGGGCCAAAAUACCAGCAACAGUGUGUGAAAACCUUGUGAAGACUUACAGAAAACGUUUGACCUGUGUCAUUGCCAACAAAGGGUAUAUAACAAAGUAUUGAGAAACUUUUGUUAUUGACCAAAUACUUAUUUUCCACCAUAAUUUGCAAAUAAAUUCAUUAAAAAUCCUACAAUGUGAUUUUCUGGAUUUUUUUUCCUAAUUUUGUCUGUCAUAGUUGAUGUGUACCUAUGAUGAAAAUUACAGGCCUCUCCCAUCUUUUUAAGUGGGAGAACUUGCACAAUUGGUGGCUGACUAAAUACUUAUUUUCCCCACUGUAUGUCAGUUUAGAACCCCCCCCCCCCACCCCCCACAACAGCUUAGAAUUUUAAGAAUGAACCACAAAAUUCUCUUCUGUAGUGUCCAAGAAGCCCCUCCCUCCAACCCCGGACCCACAGGUAAACAUGCAUGACAAGUCGUCUCUAUUUACUUCACUGUGCCUGUAAACGUACAGUAUGUUGCUCUGAGUCAUAUUAAUGCUAAUGAUCAGUGUUUCCCUUACAUCGUGCCCAUAGCGGCGGCUCUCUGACCCGGGCCAGAGGGUGGUGGUUGUGCUACAGAACUACAGUCCCCAUGGAGACACAGAGCUGCCCCUUCACAAAGACCAGGAGUACAUCCUGACUGACAGCUCCCACCAUGACUGGUGGACCAUACAGGACCUCAGAGGGUAAGGAGAGACAGCAUAAUAACCAUAUGACAACCCUAUGUCAACCCUAUGAAAACCCUAUGAUAACUCUGUGACAACCCCAUGACAACCUUAUGACAACCCUAUGAUAACUCUAUGAGCCUCUCUGUAAUAUGUAUUAAUGGCUGUGUAGUUGUACACAGUAGUCAUCCCAUUUUGUCCUUUCCUUCAAUAGAAACUCAGGUUUUGUACCUUGCGUGUAUAUAGCGGAAAAAUCCUGCAACAACUUCAACAGAUUUGAGUGAGUCUGAUUUAUAUCAAAUACAAUUUUCCUGACUAUUUAUAUAGUGUAAGAUAACAAUUGUUGUUUGUUGUUUAUAAUUCCCGUUCUUUUUUUCCCAGAUGGUAAAACAAAGACAUAGUAAGAGGGAGAGCUGAGGGACUGCUGAUGACCAAGGUAAAACAACGCUGACCGUCUUCGGUUUGGUGUUCAACUGUACUACAGAAGCGAGAGGAAAGACACUGUGGGCCUGAUUCAAUCAAAAAGCAAGGUUAUCAGAAUUAGAACCAGACAAAACUAAAACUAGAGAGAAAGCAUGUUUUUGUUAUCCCUAAAAAAGAAUAUGUGUAAAAAUUAUGUUUUAUUUAAUUGAUCAUGUUUGAGAAUGAGAUGAUCAUGUUUUGAAUUUAUCCUGAAAAUCUGGUUACCUGAUUUGAUUGAAUACAAUCCUGUAUCUUGCCCCAGCAGCACGGAUGUAAAAGCUGCAUUUUGCAAGAUGCAUGCACAUACACACACACACACACACACACACACACACACACAGAGAGAGAGUGAAACAUGACAUUUGAAACGGCGGUGCAGUUUGCUCAGGUCCAGGAUUUCCUGUGUAAAGGUGUCAUGCUGGGUUUUACAGACAGAUGAGACAGCGCAUGGUGACAGUGGGAGGGUAGGGUUAGGGUUGUGUAGUGUGACGGUGGGAGGGUAGGGUUAGGGUUGUGUAGUGUGACGGUGGGAGGGUAGGGUUAGGGUUGUGUAGUGUGACGGUGGGAGGGUAGGGUUAGGGUUGUGUAGUGUGACGGUGGGAGGGUAGGGUUAGGGUUGUGUAGUGUGACGGUGGGAGGGUAGGGUUAGGGUUGUGUAGUGUGACGGUGGGAGGGUAGGGUUGUGAAGUGUGACGGUGGGGGGGUAGGAUUAGGGUUGUGUAGUGUGAUGGUGGGAGGGUAGGGUUGUGUAGUGUGACGGUGGGAGGGUAGGGUUAGGGUUGUGUAGUGUGACAGUGGGUGGGAGGGUAGAAUGGGUGUUGUGCAUUUCAAGCUCCUGUCCUGGGGUGAGUCUCACUGUGUCAAGUCUCAUGUCAAGCCUUAUUCCCAUAAUAUUCAAUAUUUCAUAUUGAUUGAAAAUGCAACAUCCACGUAACUAAAGUAUGAUAUGACAUACAACAAAUUCUACGUAAUGAACUCAACAGAUGCAAUUGGCAUGAAUUAUACAGAAUUGUGACUGAUGAUUAUGAUUCAUCCUACUCAAAUGAAAUGUUGUGUUGGUUUGUGCAGGGAAAGGAAGGAACCUUUAUGGUGCGAGACUCAGGCAUACAGGCGUCUACACUGUGUCUGUCUUCAAUAAAGCCCCAGGGUAACUACUGCCUGUUUCAGCCAUGUCACUCAGAGACUCCAGGCAUGCAGGCGUCUACACUGUGUCUGUCUUCACUAAAGCCCCAGGGUAACUACUGCCUGUUUCAGCCAUGUCACUCAGCUUCAAUGACAGUCAGUUAAAGGGGCAAUCUGUGAUUGGUAUUUGGACAUCCCUAGCUCUGUCUAUGAAUUUGAAAGUGGUUAUAUGUCUCCAGCCCCAUCCCUCAGCUUUUUACCAAAACAGUGGUGGGUUGGCUGCAAAUAAUUAAAGCUUUGUUAUUGUUUGAACUGCAUAUUGCCCUUUAAAGAUUUUGCUAUGACAUACAGUAGUUACAUGAUGAUGAACCACAUUCAGGUCCAACGGGCAGAAGAACCCGUGGGUGAAGCACUACCAGAUCAGAGAGUCAGAGACAGAGGAGACGUCCAAGUUUUACCUGGCAGAGAAAUACCUGUUCAGCACCAUCCCUGAGCUCAUCCAGUACCACCGACACAACGCUGCAGGUAAUUAGUUUAUCAGCACCAUCCCUGAGCUACCUUAUACACAUGUUUACAGCCAGGCCAGUGUGACCUAUUUUGAUGUGUACCCAGGUCGUCUGUGUACCACAAAACUGUGUAUGUUAGUCCGUUGAGAUAAAGCCUAGGCAUCUUCAGGUGUCAUGUAAGGUUCAACCAGCACAUGUGAAUCUCCCACAGUAGAGAGGGAAAUGGGAGAUGAGCAUUAAUGUAGUGUGAAAUGGUUUUAUAUAUUCUAUGGUCCCGAUGUUCUUCCCUUAGUAUAGGGUGCAAUCGUUUCCCUGCAUCAACAUUCUACAGAGGAAACUGCCUGUAAAAUAAGAGUUAAUGUAUUCUAUUGUUGAGGCUGAAUAGCCUAAAGCCUCUACAUUAUCUAACUACCGGUAUAUGCAAAUGUAGUUUUGUUGUUUCAUCUUGACAUUCACCCUGUGUGUGUGUGUGUGUGUGUGUGUGUGUGUGUGUGUGUGUGUGUGUGUGUGUGUGUGUGUGUGUGUGUGUGUGUGUGUGUGUGUGUGUGUGUGUGUGUGUGUGUGUGUGUGUGUGUGUGUGUGUGUGUGUGUGUGUGUGUGUGUGUGUGUGUGUGUGUGUGUGUGUGUGUGUGUGUGUGUGUGUGUGUGGGGGGGGUGUGCUUGCACUCGUGCGAGUGUGUGUUCUCUGCAGGUAUGAUCAUGCGAUUGACACAUCCUUUCUCUCAGGGUAGAGAGAGCUCUCAGAGCCCUACGGAACUCUCAGAAGGUCAGAGGUCGAUCUGCUGCUCCUGCCUCCAUGAAGCCAGCAGCCAUUUUGUUUGGUUAUUGAUUAUGGAAGUUACCAUAGAGAUAGUUAGAGGACUCAUGUUUGUAUCUGUGCCAUUAUAGCGUCUGUUACAGUAUGGGCAGAUGAGUCCUCUAAAUAUCUCUAUGGAAGUGAUCUAACCCUGAAUUUACAAGCAUUUCACUACACCCGCAAUAACAUCUGCUAAAUAUGUGUAUGUGACCAAUAAAAUUUGAUUUGAUGACAAUUAUAAAGAUCAAACACAAAGCAGAUAACACACCAAACGCUUAUAUGUUACAGAUACGUUUCUGUGUAAUGAAGAUACACUUAAACAAAACAUAUGCAUGAUAGUGCGAAUUGGCAUGUGUUUUGCUAUUCUAAAAGCAUUAGGACUGGGAUGAUAUAAGUGGUAAUGUAAGGUAGACACCUGCGUAAUGAGGUAACCAGGUGUAGCAGCCCCAGGUGUUACCAAUAGGCAGGCAGCUCCACCCUGAAAACCUUUCAGACAGGAGGGACCACCUGGAGGAGAAUGUGGCAGGCAACCACAGUGUACCAUGUUGUGUUCAGGCUUGAUGUAUUUUCCAAUAAUUGCAUUAGUAUGUCAUUAUUACCUAUGCACUCUCUCUCCGCCUCCCCCCUCCCUCUCCCCCUCCCUCUCCCUACCUCACCCUCCAGAUCAGUGGAAGGUGGACCCGGCAGAGCUGACCCUGGGUGAGGAAGUGGCCAGCGGUCAGUUUGGCCUGGUACUCCAGGGGCGGUGGAGGGAGCGCAGGGUAGCUGUGAAGAUGGUCAGGGAGGGAGCUAUGUCUGAGGAGGACUUCAAAGAGGAGGCCAGGGUCAUGAUGUGAGUGGACCUUAUAGUGGAGGGAACAUCUUAGAAGACACCCUAUUCCCUACAUAGUGGACUAAUUUAACCAGUCUACUCACGUGAAAUGCAGGGCUGAGCCUCAAAUGACACCCCGGUCCCAUACUAUGUAAUGAACUACUUUUGAUCAGAGCGUGUGUGUGGGUGUUUGUGCAUACGUGUGCCUGUGUGUGUGUGUCCGUGUUGCAGGAUGCGGUCCCACUGUAAGCUGGUGCAGCUGUAUGGUGUGUGUACCCAGCAUUCUCCCAUGUGUCUGGUGUUUGAGUUGAUGGAGCAGGGCUGCCUGUCGGACUACCUCCGAGCCAGGAGGGGGCGUAUGUCCCAGGACACCCUACGGGGGAUGUGUCUAGACAUCAGUGAAGGGAUGGCAUACCUGGAGAGCAACAACUUCAUCCACAGAGACCUGGUAACCCACCCAAAGACACUUUCAGACCUGAACAUGUGUGUUUGUGUGAGUGUGUGUGCAUGUGCGUGCGUACGUUCUUGCUUGCGUGCGAGCUUGUUUAGUCAAGUCAAGUCACAAUUUAUUUUAAGUGCAUGUCACAAGUCUCAACACACUUUACAGAUACAAUUUUAAUUUAUUUAUAUAAACAAAACACAGAACAACUUAGCAUCAAGGAACUGUAAGAUAUCUCAGCUUGGUGAAGGCCUAGAUGUAUAUUCAGUGAUAAUGGAGUGUAUAGUAUAUAAGUAUAUAAGUGUGUGUUCUGAACCCAACCCUCACAGACAGCCAGAAACUGUCUGGUCUCCUACAACAACGUGGUGAAGGUGUCUGAUUUUGGCAUGACCAGGUGAGUUUGUGACAGACAGGUUUAUGACCAUUGAGGUUGUGUGUUUUCAAUAAAGGCCAGAAUAUAUGGUGAUUCAGGAUGAAGAGCAGUUGAAGACUUGAACCAGUGACCCACCCUGAGAUAACAGGGGAACUACCACCUGUGCAUUAAAUGGUCAGACUCGGUAGGGGGCUAAGUGCAUCUAUACAUGGAAGCUGCAGAGAUGCACAUAGAUAACCGUGUGUGUCCUCUCCUCUCCUACCAGGUUUGUUCUAGACGACCAGGACACCAGCUCUCAGGGCUCUAAGUUCCCCAGCAAGUGGUCUUCUCCUGAGGUCAUCAAGUACUGCAAGUUCAGCAGCAAGUCUGACGUCUGGUCAUUUGGUAGAUUUAGUAGUUUCUCUCUGAGACUGUUGUGCAUUGUCAGACACUGAGCUUCUUCAACUUAGAAACCAUUAUCAUACUAGAGGUAUGAUGAAUGAAUGUUGAAUCUCCCCUCUCCUACCCUCUUCCUCCCCACUCCUCUCCUCGCCUCCCCUCCCCUUCUCCCCACUCUUCCCCUCUCCUUCUCCCCUCUCCUCCCCACUCCUCUCCUCUCCUGCCCUCCCCUCCUCUCCAGCCCUCCUCUCCUCUCCUGCCCUCCCCUCCUCCCCACUCCUCCCCUCUCCUCCCCACUCCUCUCCUCUCCUGCCCUCCCCUCCUCUCCUGCCCUCCCCUCCUCCCCACUCCUCCCCUCCCCUCCUCUCCUCCAGGUGUGUUUAUGUGGGAGGUGUAUACGGAGGGGCGUCUGCCCUAUGAGAACCGGCCUAAUGGUGAGGUGGUGGAUGCCCUGAAUGCAGGCCUGAGGCUGCUGAAACCCAGACAGGCCCCAGAGGCUGUGCACCUCCUCAUGGAGUGGUGCUGGAAGGUGUAGGUGGGAAGGAUCUACCUGUUUCACACACACUGUAGCUUACUGACUCACUGGACUGUUAGGUUAGGUUUGUUGGUGGGUGUGGUGUGGUUGUAGUGUGGUGGGUGGGGGGUGGGUGGUUGAGUGGGUGGGGGGGGGGGGGGGGGGGGGUGUAAGGGGGUGUGGUGGGGGUGGGGUGUUGUAUGUAGGUGGGGGUGUGGGUGGGUGUGGGGGGGGUGUAUGGGUGGGGGUGGGUGUAGGUGGGGUGGGGGGUGGGGUGGGGAGGGGGGGGGUUUGCGUGGGGGGUGUAGUGUGGGUGGUGGUGUGUGGGUGGGUGUAGGUGGUGGUGUGGGGGGGGGUGUUAUGGGGGGUGGUGUGUGGGUGUGGUGUAGGUGUGGGGGUGGGUGGCGUUUGGGUGGGUGGUAGUUGGCGGUGUGUGGGUGUGUGUGUGUGUAUUAGGCGAGGGGGGGGUUAGUGUGGGGUGCGGUGGGUAUUUGUGGGUGCGGUGUAGUGUGUCGGGGGGUGGUCAGUUGGGGUGGGGGGUGUGUAGUGUGGGUGUGUGGUGGUGGUUGUGUGGUAUUUAUGGGUGGGUUGUAGUGGUGGGUGUGUGUGUGUGUGUAUUUAUGGUUGGGGUGUAUGUGGGGUGUGUGUGUAUUUAUGGUUGGGUGUAGUGUGGGUGGGUAUUUGUGGGUGGGUGUAGUGUGGGUGGGUGUGAUACAGUAGACCCAAACUCAGUCCUGGGGACCCCAAGGGAUGCACAUUUAGUUUUUUCUCUAGAACUACACAGCUGAUUCAAAUAAUCAAAGCUUGAUGAUGAGUUGAUUAUUGGAAUCAGUGCUAGGGUAAAAAAACCGAAAGGUGCUUCCCUUGGGGUCCCCAGGACCGAGUUUGGGAAGCGUUGCAGUAGACAGACUCACCUUUAUCUUACUGAUUCAGCUUGGUAGGUUGGUUCACCUGUGCACUUAGUGUAGCAUGUGUUUUAAGGAUAAUGUUCUGGGAUUUAUGUCUCUUCCUGUGUAGAAACCAGACGACCGUCCAUCCUUUGCUCUCCUGCUGCACGAGCUGGCCUCGCUCUCAGACCUCUGA
This is a messenger RNA of Coregonus sp. 'balchen', 21151 nucleotides long. The record is from the annotation of a GenBank genome assembly. Lineage: Eukaryota; Metazoa; Chordata; Actinopteri; Salmoniformes; Salmonidae.